This is a messenger RNA of Magnolia sinica, 2723 nucleotides long. RefSeq names its product nicastrin. The coding region runs from base 134 to 2407 and encodes 757 amino acids. Gene Ontology annotation, biological process: protein processing. The record is from RefSeq and is a predicted model, not a curated record. The transcript is spliced from 16 exons. NCBI's taxonomy places the organism in Eukaryota, Viridiplantae, Streptophyta, Magnoliopsida, Magnoliales, Magnoliaceae. Gene Ontology annotation, cellular component: membrane.
CAAAACUCACGUGGCCACCACAAAGUUUCCAAUGGCGGGCAUUCAAUCCCGCUGCUGCAUGUAGUGUGGCCCACCUGAGUUUUGAAUCUUCCUGAUUUUUGUACUAUUGUCCUGCUGUGAUCUUGAGGAACUGAUGAACGGAGUAGAUUUGUCACGGGUACAUCUGCGGGCCCUACAUAGCUUCCAACCACAGGAACUUCAUGUGGCGAAGGCGCACAGGCAAGUCGCGUCCCUCUCAAAUGAGUCUAGUCCGUCAACGAGCCGUGUACAAGAAAAGGGCGAGCUCUUCUCCAUCUUCUCCUUCCUCAGCUGGAAAGACAGUAAUGGUCUAGGGUCAGGGUUUGGGUUUCUGCUCGUUUCUUCACAGCAUCGUCUCCUUCAUCUCCACGCCAUGGAAAUUAAUCACCUCCUCAUCCUCGCCAUCAUUGCCUCCUCUCUAUUUUCCAUCAUGGCCGGAAAGGUUGACUCUCUAGAGUCAGUUCCCGAUCUUGAGAAGGCAAUGUACUUGACUAUUGAUGGCUAUCCUUGUGUGAGGCUAUUGAAUCUUUCUGGUGAAAUAGGUUGUGCAAAUCCUGGUCGUGGAAAGGUUGUUGCUCCCAUCGUGAGAUUCAAAAACGCUGAUGAGAAGUUGGCACGUUCUUCUGCAGUUUUGGUAUCAUUAGAUGAAAUGAAGAAUUUCUUUCUCAGGGUAUCAAAAGAUCUGAAUUUUGCACAAAAAGUAGCUGGAGUUUUAGUUGAAUCAAAGGCUGUAGUUCAAAAUGAUUUACCAGGUUUGCAAAGAUUUUCACCGGUUGAAAAAUUUCCACAAGCUGAAUUUGCACCAUACCAGAAACCCAGUUAUGAAUGGAAUCCUGCUGGAUCUGGCAUUAUGUGGGAUCGCUACAAUUUCCCUGUAUUUUUACUCUCUAAGAAUAGUACUCUAAUCAUUCAAGAGAUUGCCAGUAAGAAUGAGAAGAGCAAUAAAGCGUAUCCUGUAGAUGUUGCAGAGUUUGAUCUGGUCAUGCAGACAACCAAAAUUGGAACUCAUGAUUCAGAAACCUGUCUAAAGGAACAGUCUUGUCUGCCCUUAGGUGGAUACAGUGUUUGGUCGUCGCUACCACCAAUUAAUGUUUCAUCACUUAAACCACCCAAGCCUAUCAUAUUAGUAGUGACAUCUCUGGACUCUGCAUCAUUUUUUCGCGACAAAAGUCUUGGUGCCGAUUCUCCUUUAUCUGGAAUGAUUUCAUUGCUGGCUGCAGUUGAUGCUCUUUCUCAUAUUGAUGGUGUGAAUGAGCUUAGGAAACAGCUUGUUUUUGUAGUUUUCACUGGAGAAGCAUGGGGAUAUCUGGGGAGCCGGAGGUUUCUGGCUGAACUGGAUAUGGGUUCAGAUGUUGUUAGUGGCCUUAACAUCACACUAAUUGAACAGGUCUUGGAGAUUGGUUCUGUUGGGAAAGGUUCAAGAGAAGGGGCCACUAAUUUUUUUGCUCAUGUAGUAGGGGAGUCAUCUGGUGCAAAAGAAAUGUUGAAUGCCUUACAAGGUGCCUGUGACUCUCUUGGCUCGGAGAGAAUAAAGAUCAAAGUGGCAAACAAUUCAAAUCCUGGCAUACCCCCAUCGUCAUUGAUGACAUUUAUAAGAAAGAAUUUGUCAGCAUCUGGGGUUGUUUUGGAAGAAUUUAACUCGGCCUUCAUGAACAACUUCUACCACAGCCAUCUUGAUGAUUCAUCGAAUGUUAAUUCUACAUCAAUAGUUGCGGCCGCAUCUCUUGUUGCUCGCACCCUCCUUGUUCUUGCGGCCGGUGACUCACAAUCAAGCACACCAGUUCUUAACUCUAUCAAAAUUAAUGUCUCUUUGGUCGAGGAAUUGGUGGGAUGCCUGUUGAAUUGUGAACCUGGGCUUUCUUGUGGCCUAGUGAAGGAUUUCAUUACACCGAGUAGCAUCUGCCCAAACCAUUAUGUUGGAGUUUUCCUUGGACCACCUUCAGCCUUGCUGUAUCCUGCAUAUGUGGAUGACACAUCUCGGUUUGUUUGGAAUUUUCUGGCUGAUAGGACCUCCAUCCCGACCGAUAAUUCGAGCUCUUGCACAGGAGAGUGCAGUAAUCCAGGUGAAGUAUGCAUAAGGCCAGAAAGGGAUGGGAAAGGCAUUUGUGUGAUCUCGACAACCAGGUAUGUUCCGGCGUAUUCGACACGGUUGAAGUUUGAAGCUGAGUCUUGGCAUGUAUUACCUGCCAAUGCUUCUGAUCCAAUGGGGAUGGUUGAUCCCAUUUGGACAGAAAGCUUUUGGGAUACCAUCAGCCUGCGGGUUUACACCGUGCAGAGCUCAGCUUACGAUCGUUUCAUCCUUCUUGGGGGAGUCGCUGUCACCAUUGCUGCUUACAUUGCAAUAAUAGCCGCUAGAGCAUUUUUUACGAAGGCCCUCAAGCACGACUGAAUAUCCGUCUAUUUUUUCGGGUAAGUCACUGGAACGAUUCUCUUGAUGGGCAAUAUAUUGAAAGGAUGUUGUUGACCAACUUGCCCCUCAAAUGCGAAAUUGAUUGGCCUUUGUUGAACUGGAUUGAGCUGAUGUAGUUGGGACGGUUUCGUCAUUUGAGUGGUAUAUUUGGGCAUUCAUGGCUGAGUAAUUUUUGUACAAUGCUUUGCAAUGCAAUGUUACAUAAAGAAAGUACUGAGGUGAUUCAUGGAAAUUUGUACCAGCUUAGCAAAAAAAUCUACUAAUAUCAAUGUGAGGACUGUUUUCUGUCUUUUUA